Molecule: messenger RNA, 1388 nt
Organism: Xenopus tropicalis (tropical clawed frog)
Lineage: Eukaryota; Metazoa; Chordata; Amphibia; Anura; Pipidae
Product: sprT-like domain-containing protein Spartan
Exons: 5
Coding region: 270-983 (237 amino acids)
Biological process (GO): DNA damage response
Molecular function (GO): metalloendopeptidase activity; single-stranded DNA binding
Source: RefSeq, a predicted model, not a curated record
UGUACAGAAAUCGAUUGGCCAUUUUAGCUGCACCAAUAAAUAGUAAAUAAAGCCUCAAAGCUGGAUUUUAGAUGCACUUUUCCUUUAGGGCCUACAUGUUGUGCAGUGAGUGUGAUGUCACAAUGGGCACCUCCAGCACUCACAGCCUGUAAACAACAGUCCCAUGACAUCACUAUGACAUCACAAUGGGAGAACCAACACUGUUCGCAGCGUGCUCAAACUGGCCACAGUUGGUAAACAACUGCGUAAGAGGAGGUUAGAGAAGGAGGAUGGGCUUAUUUUUAUCAACAUCGGAUAGCUCCUCGGAGUACUAUACCGCACCAAAUUCUCCUGAUCUUUCUUUCAAUAAUGAAUCUAAUGAAAAUUUCACUUCUUGGGCUCAUGAAAAACAUUCUGUGGCCUGUCAGACUGAUCUGUCUUUUCAGACUGAUCUGUCGGUUGUGGAUCCAUAUUGGGAGGUGCUGGACCCCAAACCCGAUAUCCACGUCCUAUUUGAAGAGUUUAAUACAAAAUUCUUUGGUGGACAGUUGCCGCCAAUAGAACUUAAAUGGAGUAACAGGUUAUGCAUCGAUACGGGCGUUUUCAUACAUGAUGAUAAAACUGGAAUAUGCAAAAUUCACCUGAACAAACCUCUCCUUGAUUUACGGGCAAGGAAAGAUACAGUGCAAACGCUCCUGCAUGAAAUGAUCCACUACUACCAGCGACUCAGAGGAACGCAUGACCUUGAGCAUGGCGCUACCUUUAAGUAUCACAUGAAGCGAAUCAAUAGAGAAAGUGGCGCAAAUAUUACAAUCUAUCACGAUUUCAUUCAAGAAUACGAGUCACUGAAGCGCCACUGGUGGAAAUGCAAUGGCCCCUGUCAACAAGUCGUGAAGCGGCUUAUGAACAGGACUCCGGGCACCAAGGCGCACAAGCGCAAAUGCGGAGGAGACUUUAUAAAGAUCCAGGAACCAGAGAACAAGAGAAUGAGAACUGACCCAUAGAAUCACUUAAUUAAAGACAUCCUGUCAGUUUUUAGUUAACAACAAGGCUGCCCCAAGCGCAAAUGGGCAGGGACACUUCUAACUACUGAGGAACCUCACAAGAGUCAUUCAGACAAAAGAACUAUGUUUGGACCUACAGAAGGACUUUCUACAGAGACUUUCCUCUUGGAAACCUAGAGGAAGACACUUUCAUGUUCCUUUGAUCGAUACGGGCGUUUUCAUACAUGAUGAUAAAACUGGAAUAUGCAAAAUUCACCUGAACAAACCUCUCCUUGAUUUACGGGCAAGGAAAGAUACAGUGCAAGUAAGUCUUCUCUUUGUAUAAUAGAUAUAAUAGUCAAAAUCAGUUAAAAGGAGAUAGGGAACUAAUCUUUUAUCUUGGGUCCAAAUGGAAUGGCAGAUAUA